This is a messenger RNA of Erigeron canadensis, 1724 nucleotides long. RefSeq names its product plant UBX domain-containing protein 11. The record is from RefSeq and is a predicted model, not a curated record. Bases 102 to 1583 code for a protein of 493 amino acids. The transcript has 10 exons. Gene Ontology annotation, molecular function: protein binding. Lineage: Eukaryota; Viridiplantae; Streptophyta; Magnoliopsida; Asterales; Asteraceae.
UUGGUCUUCUAAACAUCAGCGUAGUUGCAUAAAUAAACUCUCUCACACACAGACCAGAAACCAACUAGUAUAACAAACAACAAACAAGAACCGCCUCAAAGAUGGAUCAAUCUGUCUCAUCUCUUGCAUUCAAAGGUUCCAUUCUUGAAGCAAUCACUGAAGCCAAAAGGCAGAAGAAACUUUUUGUUGUUUAUAUAUCAGGGGACAAUGAAGACUCCAUCUCUAUGGAUCAAUCUACUUGGUUGGAUUCAAGUGUUGCUGAGUCAUUAUCAAAGUACUGCAUUUUAUUGCACAUUUUGGAAGGAAGCACAGAUGCUGCUCAGUUUUCAGCAUUAUACCGACAGAAAGCCGCUCCCUGUAUAACUGUUAUUGGAUAUAAUGGUGUCCAACUAUGGCAAAAUGAGGGAUUUGUCAGUGCCGAAGUUCUGGCUUCAAACUUUGAGAAAGCAUGGUUGAGUAUCCAUGUCCAGGAAACAACUGCCACUUUCUUGACUGCAGCACUUGCCUCGAGACAGUCUGAAUCAAUUCCUUUUGAAGCCCCUCCUACCGCUUCACGUGAUCCUGGUGAUUCUUCUUCGGCACCUUCAUCAACUAAUCCUACUGCUAGUGCUUCAUUAGACAAAAAAGACAUAGAUCAUGACAAAGAUAAGUGUGUGAAUGAAACACCACCGGUUGAGAUAAUAUACUCAAAACUUGGUGAUGAUGCGUCUCAUGAGCCGCUUGUUGAUAAAUUGGAAGAAGUUGAACAACCAGUUACGACAAAUAGUGAACCAUUUACCCAAGCGACUCCGAGUGCAAGUGAUUCUGGAGCUAACACAAAACCAUGCUUAAAUGUUAGUCGUGAAGCAAAGCUUUCUGAAAGUUUGCAUACCGAGGUGGUGGAUAAAAUAACCGAUUUGCCUUUAAAAAAAUCAACUGAUAUAUAUCUGAAUAUAAGAUUGCCUGGGGGAGCAAGUCUACAAGAGAAAUUUGAACCUACAAGCACUCUGAGAGUGGUGAAAGAUUAUGUGGAUGAAAAUCAAGAAAGUAGCAUUGGCUCUUAUGAUCUAGCCGUUCCGUAUCCUCGCAAGGUUUUCACUGACCAAGAUUUAAGCAAAACAUUAACAGAGUUAAAUCUGCUUGAUAGACAAGCCUUGAUAGUGGUUCCACAUCUUCAAACCGGGGGUCUACGCAGUGGACAAUCUGCCAUACCCAGCCAGUCUGUUUCCACGAGUGCUGCUGGCUCUUCAGACGGGGAAAGUUAUUUUUCACUUGUUAAACGAUAUCUAUCGUAUGUAAAUCCUUUGGCCUAUCUUAGCAGUGGAGGUGCCAAUUCCUCAACUUCUGUACAGGAAACGCAGAGAACUAUGCCAGAAUCUGGCAACUUUACGGGUAGCAGAAGAUCCUACCUCGUAACAUCAAACCAAAGAAGUGGUAGCAUACCGUCAACUGCUAGAAACAACAAACCAAGUUCAUCCAGAUUUGGAAGUGGAAGCAACAUCCACACACUGAAACAUGAUGAAGAUGAUGCCAAAUUCAGUGGUAAAAACGCUUUCUGGAACGGAAAUUCCACAGAAUAUGGUGGUGAUGGCGACAACAAGUGAGACCUCACAAUUACAAAAACACCUCUGUUAUAUAUUUAUUUCUAAAAAAACCUUGCACAUAGUACUUCUCAUAAAUUUCAAGUAAUAAAUAUGUUGCCUAAUAUGAAUGUUAAUCACCAGUCAUUUUUUUGAGUCUCUAAA